UACUCCCUGUAUAUUUGAAAUGAAUUUAGACUCAAAUGUAUCAAUUUCGAGGGAAGGAGAAAAUCAUAUCCAACAUGAUAAUACCGCAUCUUCUGUGAAGAAAAGUGCAGUGGAUCAAUGCAAAAAAUCUUCAUUAUUAAUAGAUGAUUCAAGCAUGGCAGAUGCUGAAGAAAUCGAAUGGGAUCCAAUGUUCUGCAGUCUUCCAUUUGAUGAUAAGGAACAAUCCAAAGAAGCAAGUGAGAAAAAUCCAAUACUUGUUGCGACUCCAACAAAAAUGUCAUGGACCCCAACUCAAACUCCUAAGAGUGGGAAUGUGACUACUGGGGAAGCAUCUUCGAAUUCAAAAAAAUCAAGAUCUGCAAAGUUGGUUUCACAUGAAUGGAUUCAAAAUUAUGAGGUUAUAUCUAAACCAAGAAGCCAAGGUGGGAGGGUUGAUAAGUUCUAUCAUCAUAAGUACACAGGGAUGAAGUUUCGAUCUUUGAAAGAGGUGGAAAGGUAUGAAAAUUAUGGAAUUCUUCCAGGGCCUAGAAGGAAAACACAAGAUAUUGAAAAUCCUAAAACACAUGCUGAUGAGGAAAUGGUUGGUAUUGAGGUAAAGGAAACAAAAACCAAAUACAAGAAACAAGAAUCAUCUGAAGAGGAUUUCAUUGAUAUUAUUAAGAAAGCAGACAAAGAAGAAAGAAAGCGAAUGGUUGAAGAUUUUCUGAGAGAAGCUUCUUACAACUUGAUGCACUCUUUUGAUGGUGAUUCUCCUGACGCUUCAUCAUCAAUAUGUUAGGAGAUUGGUUUAAUCCCUUCCUGGAAUCAAACUGCAUUUUGAGAUACUUUGGAUUAUGACUUAUAUUAUUAUUAUUAUCUUACCUUAUUGUAAAUCUAUUAAAUCGUUGCAUUCUGGAUUUUAUUUGGAUGCGGUUAUAUUUCGUAUACAAAAG
Arachis ipaensis is the source of this 932-nucleotide messenger RNA. RefSeq lists its product as uncharacterized. NCBI's taxonomy places the organism in Eukaryota, Viridiplantae, Streptophyta, Magnoliopsida, Fabales, Fabaceae. The record is from RefSeq and is a predicted model, not a curated record.